Messenger RNA from Diabrotica balteata, 1227 nucleotides. Lineage: Eukaryota; Metazoa; Arthropoda; Insecta; Coleoptera; Chrysomelidae. The record is from the annotation of a GenBank genome assembly.
AUGUUGAAGAGUGAAAAAAGGAAACAAUUAAAGCUUGAAAAUAAAUCCCAAAUAAAUUUGAUCGUAUUAAAAGGCAAGGCUACAAAUAAAGGAAGAAGGUGUCGAAGACAAAUUAAUUUUGAAGAAUUGUCUUCCGAAGAAGAUACAGAUGAAUCAAAAAUAUGUGAUGACAACGAAUUUGAUGACAGUAGUGAAUUAUUUUCUGAAAACACUGAAAUGUGUUUGGUUUGUGGAGUAAAUAAACGAUUGAAUUUUUUGUUGCAGUCGCCUCUGGGUCAGGGUAUGCGCGGUCCCGGCCUGGAUGCUCCUUGCUUUUCGACGGCGAUGUCGUCCACGUCGGGCAGAAUCAGCCGUAGUGGAAGCGAGCAGUUCAUGCCGCCGUCCAUGGAGGCGGCUGCACCAUCCUCGGUUUACCCGGCCGCAAAAAUGCACCAGGAUUCACCCCUACCGCCUCCACCUACCCCAACGCCCGGCGUGCAUGCUGCAUACAUGCAGCCGAAUCCUUUAACACAACUUCAACAACAAACGGAGAUGUGGCACAAUUACCAAGACGAUUUGAGGCCAAGAUCUUCCGGUAACCCUUUCAUGAUGCAAGACAUCCAAUCACCGUACCAUCAUCACCAACCGUCUCCUCCGCUUAGCAUACCCAGUCCGAUGAUGAUGGACAAACACCGACAAACGCCCGUACACCACAUACACAAUAUCAACCCCAUAUCGAUGCCCAUGACUCCUCCACACUCCAACUCUAUAAUGGCGAUGACCCCACCGCACUCCAACGAGAACGUACCUCCCGAUGAACCGGUGCAUCUCAAGGAGAAGAUGAUGCCCCAAGAUUUUCAACAUCUCGAUGUGAAACACACAGUAGAAGCUCCGCAGCCGUUGAUGGAGAAUAACGUCCAGCAUCAAAAUGAGUACGGAAAUUCCGUUUUUGGGGCUAGCGUCGGAGUUAAUCAACAACAGAGUCAUCAUCAGCAGUUUGAGAAGAUGGAAGAUACCAAAAUGAAACGGUCAAAUACGCCAUCAAUGGGUAUCGUUCGCCCUCCAUACUCCGUAGCACCAAAAAAACCGUCUUCGAAGCCUCUACCUGAUUUCAACGAGGCUUUCGGCUCUACGGAACGAGGCCGUUUCCAGAGUCCGCCUGAUCCUCGACUUGGGCCCAACAAAGGUUAUUUGGACCUCUUUUGCGAGGACGGACCUCAACUUAAAUUUGAAGAUUUUCAAAUGUAA